This is a messenger RNA of Cyclopterus lumpus (lumpfish), 3663 nucleotides long. Its product is annotated as myosin-13. The record is from RefSeq and is a predicted model, not a curated record. Gene Ontology annotation, cellular component: myosin complex. The coding region runs from base 1 to 3543 and encodes 1180 amino acids. Lineage: Eukaryota; Metazoa; Chordata; Actinopteri; Perciformes; Cyclopteridae. The transcript is spliced from 25 exons.
AUGCACGGAUCCUGGACUCCCCCACCGACCGUCCACAGAACCGUUCUGGCCCCAUUCCUCUUCUCCAUAUACACCUCGGACUAUAAACACAACUCUGCUAACUGCCCCCUGGAAAAGCUCUCUGAUGAUUCUGCAAUUGUCGGCCUCAUUUCCGCCGUCUGCGGCAUCACGCCCAGGUGUAGCCCCGGAUCCACCCACAAGGCAAACUCCUGUCGGGGCAGAACACUGCAGGCUGUCAGUCGGCAGCAGAGCAGCGCGGAGGGAUCACUUGACAAGACCCAAGAAUUCCAAAGAAACAGGGAGGACUUAUCCUGCUACCAACUACGGCAGCUGAUAGAAGACAACGUUCACGUCCUACAAUCCCCCUUCACUGAGGAGCAACAGAAUCAGGGUUCUGUGUGCGAGGAGAACACAGGUAGAAGAGGACUGCGGAGGUUUGCCGUUGUGAGCGAGGAGCUGACCUUUCGCCUCCAGCAGCUGCAGAGACGGACAGAGCAGGAGCUCAGCAGCAUCCACGCACAACUCUUGGAGAUUGAAGGCCGCCGGCAGCUGCUGACCGUUGACCUCUUUAAUCUUCAGGAGAAGAAGAAACGGACCGAAAAGGAGCUGAAGAGGAACUCCAGCCUUCAGACGUCCACUCUUCAGCUGUGUGCUUGUCGGGAGCUUCAGGCGUCCGUUACCGAGCGUCUGCUCCAAUCAGAGAGGUUGGUGUUCCAGGAGGAGGCACUGAGCGCGCUGCGCAGCCUGCUGACCCAAGACCUGCUGAGGUACCGGGACGAGACGCGGAGGCUGACCUGUUUCACGCGGAAAAUACUCGCGGAAAAUACCCACAGAGAGGAAACGCCUGCUAGCAGACCAAGUAUGCAGGGAAAGAACGAGGCCGAGCAGAAAAGCAACAUGCAUGCGCCCGAGUCUUCUCGCCUACACUCACCACUUAGUCCUCACCCGACUGAAGACGAGGCAAAGCAGGCCUGGAGGGCCAGUCUUAAGAAACCCGCCACAGGCCUCUGCCGCAGUUCAAACUUGCACCGAGCCGGCAGCGUCAAAGACCUGAUCGGUAAAUUCUCCGGUCCAGAUCACGUCUCUUCCUCCGGUUCCCCACAGAGCCCCUCGUCUGGAACAGGACAAGUCCCAAAGUCCGCUCCCGAGUUUCCGAAGCCCACGUCGAGUCCUUCCACUCCCAGCAUCACCGUGACCUCUCCGUUCAGGGAAACCCAGAACGUGGCUCAGUCGGCUCAGAGAGGCACCCACACUAGUAAGAUCACCGCAAGAAUAGAUUGUCCAGUAGGAGGCAGCGCUGAGAAGACUGACACAGAACCAAGGAGCAAAACCCAAACCGCAGAGUCUGGUAGAGACUCAGUGACUGACUCUGGCUUGGGAUCGGAGCCUGAAUUGGAUCUGAACAAGCAGCCGGACAGCCCGUCAGAGGAGGAGCCCACCACACCCCGAGUCAUGCCGGCCAGCCAGAACCCCAAGUAUCAGCUGUUCCUCAACAACGAGCACAGGACCAAUGGGUUGAGUGGCAGGGAUGCAGAUGGUUCAGGAGGCGGCGGGACGGUGGGGGAGAACGGCCCCAAGCCGGCCCGAUGGGAGACCAACCGGCUGCGGAAGGACAAUUACCGAGGGUCCCUGGAGUCCCUGGCCUCGCGGGACUGGGACACUAUGCCUGACAGGUGGGGCGUUGUCGACAGCCCCCCCAGGGUGUUCAACAGUCCCUACGCCAGUCCCUCCGUAGACUACAACCCCAUGUACCGCAUGUCGGAGUUCAAGGUUCAAGGUGCACUGUCUCCUGCCAACUCAGAGAUGAACAUGUACAGCUACAACAGUCGCAGCUCCAGUCCCACGCCCAGCCUCAACGCCCCCCGAGCCCGUUUCUCUGCCUACGACACCCUGGUGAAGAGGAGGGGCGAGGUCAACAACGCAGUCGCCCCCUCCAACCACUACAGCUUGCGCUCUGCUACUGUGGGAGUGCCGAAUAAAAAAAACUACAUCGAGGAGUUGACCAAACAGAUGGACGGCUGCCAGAAGCGUAACCAGUUCCUAGAGGCAGAGAGUGUGGAGAUGGAGAAGGAGAGGAACCAGAUAAGGUUCGAGAUGCGCGGCCUGCUGGUGAACAACGAGGACCUGCUGAGGACCAACACUCAGCUGACCAACGAGAUGAAGAGGAUGAGAGAGCAGAUGAUUGAGAUGGAGAGGGAGAACCAAUCCAUGGCCGAGAGACGCAGGGAGAUGGAGAUUGAGGUGAAGCAGGCCCGGGACAUGAUGGUGGAGGCCAACACUCAGGAGUACGCCUUCAGCUUUCUCCAGCAGUCGCUCCAAAACAAGAUCCAUGACGCUGAGGAGAACCUGGAGAAGCAGACGCUGCACGCCCAGACGCUGUCUGAAAAGUUGUGGCUGGCGGAGAGACAGCUGGAGGAGCUGGAGGUCCACAAAGACACUCGAGACAAGAGGACGUCGGAGCUCAACAGCAACGUCCUCAGACUGGAGUCCGAGCUGGCCGAAGCCCUGCAGGGCGCCACGCAGGCCUCAGUCGAGCUCAGCCUGCAUCAGAAGCUGCGAGCAGACAGCCAGCUGAGGGUGGAGGAGCUGGAGGAGUCUCUGCUGGAGAAGGAGCAGGAGCAGCAGAGGCUGCAGACCCUCGUCAGCAGACUGCAGGGAGAGGUCUCCGGCAAGCUGAUUGACAAAGAGCGGACGCUGGAGGAGGAGAUCCAGCUGAGAGAGAGGAUCCAGCUGCAGUGCAAGCAGGCGGAGAGGUCGGUGGACGACCUCCACAUGGAGCUGCAGAGCACUCACCAGACCAAAGAGGAGCUGGCCAAACAAGUGAAACUGGCUCAGGAGAAGAUGAUCGACCUGGAGAGCGAUCUGGAGGAGCUGCAUGACAGCGAGCUGAGAUGGGCCAACAAACACAAGAGAGCCAUUGAGCAGAACGAGCAGCUGCAGCUGAAGGUGAUCCAGGAGAAGGAUCUGAACGACCAGCUGGAAACUGACAAGGUCGCCAUGGAGAGACAGCUGCGGGAGCUGCGUCUGGAGGUGGAGGAGCUUCAAAGCUCCAGAGUUCAGGAGGAUGUCAUCUCCAGAGCGGAGAGCAGAGUCAAAGAGCUGGAGAACACCCUGAGGACAGAGGAGAGGAACAAGUCGGUCCUGGCGAACGCCGUCAGUAAACUGGAGCGGAAGACCAACGAGCUGAGCGACCAGAUGGAGGAGGAGCACAGGAUAUCAACGGAGCAGAAAGACCUGAUGACCCAGAGGAUGCGCUCUCUGAAGCGCCAGCUGAACGAGGCGGAGGAGGAGGCGAGCAGGAAGGAGGCGCAGUACCGCCACACCCAGAGGGAGCUGGCCGAGGAGAGGGAGACGAGCGGCCGGCUGCAGAGGCAGCUGCUCGACCAACACCUGCAGACCAAGCGGAAGGAGACCCUGACGAUCCGUCAGACCCUGGAUAACCUGAGGCUGGACCUGAGCGUCGACGACGAAGACGAAGACCAGCAGCAGCCACCGCAGCAGCAGCAGCAGCAGCAGCUCGCUAACAACGUCACCAAAGUGUAACCGCAUUCUCUCGGUACGCAUCACUGGACACUGACCACCUCUUUCUAAACCUGCCACGUUCUCACGCUCACAGAUGGGAGGUCAUCUCAUCUGCAGGCUGCACACGGCAAAGUCCAUUCU